AUGCCCGGCCCGGCGGCCGGCAGUAAAUCUCGGGUGUACGCCGAUGUCAACACUUUGAAAAACAGGGAAUACUGGGACUAUGAAGCCCAUGUGCCCAACUGGAGUAAUCAGGAAGACUAUCAGCUGGUACGGAAGCUAGGACGAGGGAAAUACAGUGAAGUCUUUGAGGCCAUCAACAUCAAUAACAAUGAAAAAGUUGUUGUCAAAAUCCUCAAGCCUGUUAAGAAGAAAAAGAUCAAGCGGGAGAUAAAAAUCUUGGAGAACCUGCGAGGGGGGACUAACAUCAUCAGACUCGUGGACACAGUGAAGGACCCAGUGUCCCGAACGCCUGCACUCGUGUUUGAAUGCAUCAACAAUACAGACUUUAAGGAGCUGUACCAGAAGUUAACAGAUUUUGAUAUACGUUUUUACAUGUAUGAACUACUAAAGGCCCUUGAUUACUGCCACAGUAUGGGGAUAAUGCACCGGGAUGUUAAACCUCAUAAUGUUAUGAUUGACCAUCAGUUGAGGAAGCUGCGGCUCAUAGACUGGGGACUCGCUGAGUUUUAUCACCCAGCGCAGGAAUAUAACGUCAGAGUGGCAUCACGCUACUUCAAGGGUCCAGAGUUACUCGUGGAUUACCAGAUGUAUGACUACAGUUUGGACAUGUGGAGUCUUGGCUGUAUGCUGGCCAGUAUGGUCUUUCAGAAAGAGCCUUUCUUUCACGGACAGGACAACUACGAUCAGCUGGUCAGAAUUGCCAAAGUUCUGGGUACAGAUGAUCUGUUUGGUUACCUGCGUAAAUAUCACAUUGAGCUAGAUCCACGUUUUAAGGACCUGCUGGGCCAGCAGACACGGAAGCACUGGGAGCAGUUUGUUCAGACGGAAAACCAGCACCUGGUUAGCCCGGAGGCCUUGGAUCUCCUGGAUAAACUCCUACGUUAUGACCAUCAGCAGAGACUGACAGCCACAGAGGCCAUGGAACACCCCUACUUCUACCCUGUAGUAAAGGAACAGUCUCUCGCCAAUACUGACGGCACCAUAGUCUCCAGUGGAUCCACCACAGCCCGAUGAGACCAGAAAAAGAAAAACAGUCGUUACCUCAACUUUUCACCCCUUGUGGCAGAAACCUCUUCAAGUGUACAGUGAAAGUGGAUUCUAGCCACGUCGGCCAGUCCCUCCUUCUCUCUUAAACUC
Molecule: messenger RNA, 1176 nt
Organism: Chanos chanos (milkfish)
Lineage: Eukaryota; Metazoa; Chordata; Actinopteri; Gonorynchiformes; Chanidae
Gene: csnk2a2b
Product: casein kinase 2, alpha prime polypeptide b
Exons: 12
Coding region: 1-1053 (350 amino acids)
Biological process (GO): peptidyl-threonine phosphorylation; regulation of chromosome separation; peptidyl-serine phosphorylation
Cellular component (GO): nucleus; protein kinase CK2 complex; cytosol
Molecular function (GO): protein serine/threonine kinase activity; ATP binding
Source: RefSeq, a predicted model, not a curated record